AGAAAGGUGUAGCCUUUGUUGGGUUGGGAUGUCCCAGGGAUUUCCGCUCUCCUUUCUCGUCACCUGCCGUUUUCAAGGUGGAGCCAACACCUGAUGCUGUUUCGUGUUCACUGUUUACAUGUGACAAGUUUACUGAAAGCGUGAAUGAACCUCUGCUCUGUGCUGCUGUUGACUGCAUGUGUGUCUCUGGCGCCUCCAGCAGCAGCGGUGGCGUUGCGCCACUUGAGAGAGAGAGAAACUGCACUGGGUCUUUGUGGAUCCAGGUUCCAUGAAUGAAUGGACGAGAACCGGUGUCUGAACAGAGAAGGCGGCCGGAGGAGACUGCGGACAAUCCAACUUCACCCGAGCGUUGUGUAAAGUUUCGUUAAGAAGAAAAUCCAUCCACUGAGCUGCAGCUUUAAAGACCAGGGGACGGUUUUUCCUCGUAAUCCCACUCCUGCACCGAUCGAGCUUCACCAACAGACGUUGCUCGGUGAACGCUGGGAGGAUUUUUUUUUUCCUUUCACGCGUGCACACAGCAACAGGUCAUUUAGAGCACAGUCCAACCUGCAGCUGUGCUUCACUAGUCGUUAGACCAGCGUUAACUUUAGUUCGUGUGCACCGAGGGAUGCUUUUUGCCACUCUUUUCCGCGCAUUCGCCGUGAUAUGAACAGCAUUGUGCUCGCCGCCGAGCAGAUCCUCCAGUGUGAGCGCACUGCGUUUUAGAGGAGGUCGACCGUGGGAAUGAGAGGAAAAUGAAAAUGUGCUAAUUAAACAUUUUUCUGGCUGAUCAGCGCUGAGCCUUCCACACCGACAGACGGACCUGCGAGGAGCUGGAGUUGGUGCGGGAGAGGAUUUCGAGAAGGAUUGUAUGUUUAGAUGGUGCCAAACAAGUGGACCAUGAAUUCAGUUCUGCACAAAUCGCCACCAAGGAGCUGGCUUGGUCUCAGAUUACGCCUGAAUGAGAAGCCCGUCCAGGAGGACGAUGGGGUGGUGUGCCAACAUCCCGAGUGUCCUGAGCGGCGGAGGGCCUCUAAGGUUUGUCACCACCCAGACUGUCAAGACCUGAAUAGCAAAAGCCCCCUCCACCUGUGUGAGUCAUGUGACUCACGCUGCCAUUCAGAGAAUUCAGACAACAUGCACUUUGACCGGCACCCCCGAUUUGACUUGCAACCUCAAGCCUCCAUCCUGGCUCGGAACGUAUCCACACGCUCCUGUCCCCCACGGACCAGCCCCCCCUCGGACCUGGAGGAAGAGGAUGAAGGGAGCAGUGACCGUGGGGAGCGUAAAACAGUGGGGAUGAAGCUGGUGAAAAAGAAACCACGGAGACGACACACUGAUGACCCCAGUAAGGAGUGCUUCAGCCUCAAGUUUGACCUCAAUGUGGACAUAAAAACAGAAAUUGUACCUGCUAUGAAAAAGAAGACACUGCGAGAGGUUCUAGGUCCUGUGUUUGAAAGGAAUGGCAUUGAGUUGUCCCGGGUGGACUUGUUCCUCGAUCAGUCUAACACGCCACUGUCCCUCAACUUCGAGGCCUACCGUUUUGGAGGACACUACCUCAAAGUGAAAGCUCGGCCAGGCGAUGAGCUGAAGGUGGAGCAGGGCGUGAAGGACUUGCGGUCUCUCAGCCUGCCCAACAUGAAGCCGCCUGGAGUCCAGAGCCCCUACAUCCUCGCGCCAGGCAGUGAGAAGGUGGAGCAUGGAUCUCUCGGACGCCGCGAAAGCAUUGAUCUGUUGGGUCAGGCCCGACGGAGGAAGAACAUAACAGAGUUUCUGGGUGAGGCGAAUAUCCCAACCCCAGAUGCUCUGGGACAGAUCGGUGGCUCUCUACCUGCUGUAGGGGCUGGGCCCGACAGCUGGAAGAACCGUGCUGCCAGCCGCUUCAGUGGCUUCUUCAGUUCCAACGCUGGAGCGGGGUCUUUUGGCAAGGAGGUGGAUCGACUGGAGCAGCUCCAGAGCAAACUCCAGACCUACUCAUUGUUUGGAUUGCCAAAGGUGCCACGACAGCUCUCCUUCCACCAGGACUCCUGGGAGGAGGAGGAGGAGAUCGACCUAUCCCUAGAGGACAGCUGGCAAACGCUACUGGACAACUCAGAGACACUGACAAGACGCCAGUUCCACCAGCAGGAAGCAAUAUGGGAGCUGCUGCACACAGAGGCUACCUACAUAAAGAAACUCCGAGUCAUCACUGAUUUGUUCCUGUGUGGGCUGCUGAACCUGCAGGAGAGCGGCCUGCUGACGGAGGUGGAGCCCGCCAAGUUGUUCAGCAAUAUUCAGGAGAUCGUCCGCCUCCACACCUCCCUUUGGACCCAGGUCAUGCUGCCUGCCCUGAAGAAGGCUAGGCAAGCCCGGGCUCUGCUCGACCCCACUGACCUUCACCAUGGUUUCAGAACGUUUGGCACCAUGUUCAAGCCCUACAUCCGUUAUUGCAUGGAGGAGGAGGGUUGCAUGGAGUACAUGCGCACGCUUCUCAGGGACAAUGAGCUCUUCAGGACCUACGUCACGUGGGCAGAGACCAAUAAGCAGUGUAACCGUCUGAAGCUGGCCGACAUGUUGGCAAAGCCUCACCAGAGACUGACCAAAUACCCCCUCCUACUGAAGAUUCUUCUCAAGAAGACAGAUGAACCAGCAACCCGUGACAUUGUCAGCAGCAUGGUUGCCACAGUAGAGGGCUUUAUCAACAGCGUAGACUCCCAGAUGCGACAGCGUCAAGAACAACAGAAGCUCGCCACCAUCUCUGCCCGUAUAGACUGCUAUGAGGCUGUAGAGGGGAGCAGUGAAGAAGUGGAGAAGAUCCUCAAGGAGUACAACCACUUUGACCUCAUGGCUCCCAUGAGAGAUGUAUCUCCGGAAGAGACUCGACAGCUGCAUCUCGAGGGCGCGCUGAGGAUGAAGGAGGGCAAAGACAGUAGGAUGGAGGUCUAUUGUUUUCUGUUCACCGACCUGCUGCUAAUUACUAAGCCGGUGAAAAGAGUGGAGAAAGUCAAAAUUAUCCGUCAGCCUCUCCUUAUUCACAACGUCAUCUGUAAGGAACUCAAAGACCCAGGCUCUUUCAUCCUCAUCUACCUCAAUGAAUUCAAGAGUGCAGUGGCAGCAUACACUUUCCAAGCCAACAGCGCCACCCAGGGGCGAAGUUGGAUAGAUGCAAUCUGCAAUGUCCAGAACCAGCUCCAAAGGCUUCGCACUGAGGAGUUCCUCCGCCAGCAGGACAGUCAGAAGAGAUGUAUGGGGGAUGGAGAAGAGGAGGAGGAAGAUGAGAGCAGCAACUCCACUACAAGUUCCCCUUUGCUGAGUCACAAGGAUCAGCAAAACUCAAGUCAAUCAGACGGUUCCACUGAGACCCUAUCAGUGAUGGAUGUCGAUGAGCCCGGCGAGCACUCAGCAAUUCCUGCUUCCAACAUGAACCUCCAGGAAAGCGCUAAUAAAGACUUGGAUAGCGCUGUGGGUUCCCUUUCUGACAGGUCUGUGGGUCAGAAGUCGUCAAGUCCACUCAGAGUCCACUCCGCCAUCUACACUGAGCACAAUCAGGGCACGGGACCAGACAGUGAGGACCUGGACCCCCAGUGCCGCUCUCUUUCCAUGGACAGCGCCUACGGUACCCUCUCCCCUGAAUCCCUCCUAAGAGAACUGCAGCCACAGCCUGGCCAAAGUGAAGGCGAGGAGACUGAGGAGGAAGAGGGAGACAGGGAGAGUCAGGAGCCAGAGCACGAAGAGACAGAAUUAGAAGAAGUGGAUGAAGAAGAGGAAGAAGAAGAAGAGGAGGAUGCUUCAUUAGGGUCUCAGGUGUCAGUUGUCCAGUCCUCUAAACCUCGGCGGCGGCCUCAUGUACACCCCCGACUCCAUUGCCUCCUGGGGUUGUCCUCUCUGGCUCUAUCCCGCUCCGAAGACAACCUCCUGCAACACUUUCACGGUAACCACCCCAUCUCCCACACACACUCCCUCAGCUCUGAGACGCAGGACCAAUCGCUGUGCGGAGACAUGGACACGUCAAAGCUGUCGCACAGUAAGAGCAUGUCCGAGCUGGACCAGAACUCGUCAGUGGAAAACAAGGAGUUAUUUUCCACUGACCUCGACCAGUCUGACGAUUGCUUGAGCAUUAGCUUGCCCUCUGACAAACUCAGUGCCACCCUGAGGAGGGCGGAAGCCAGGCAUGGCCACGGGGCGCCCGAUGGACAAUGUGAGGAUAACGAUUCUCAGAGCAACAGCUCAGAUGGGGAAGUGACUCCUUCUGCCUGCUUAGAUAAGAAAGCCAAGUCAGCAGCGGCCGGUAACUCAGGGGAGGCAUCGCCCAAAAAGAGAAAAUCUCCAGGCCAACACAAGAAGCUGACGCUGGCUCAGCUGUACAGGAUACGCACCACUCUUGUCCUGAACUCCACACUGACAGCAUCGGAGGUAUAACAGCUUUUCCAAAUGCUGACUGGUGGCAUAUGGACAUUACAAGGAAGAAUCCCUAUUUUAUGAGGAUGGACUGAACACACAAAUGCACUCGCUCUCUUCCUGCCCUCUCCCUUCCUGUUGCUUUUUGGACAAUGACUGUCCCUUUUUUUUUAACAUCACAACAAUAGCAAUCCAUUUGUGUUUUUGAUUUUGCUGUUGCGUUGGUUUCCAAAUUACUCAAAUGGGAGGGAGGGGCAGAGAGAUAUUAACUGCUUGCACUUUGCAAUGGAAGUAGCAUUAAUGGGGGCUGGAACCUUAAGUUGGACUUUGGGGCGGAGUACGUAAGGAGCCCCUACAGACAGGAGGCAUCCCGGCGGAGGCCUUAAGACCUCAUUACUGCACUCCACACCAGAGAAAAGGUGGAGCAGAGUCCUGCACUUCUUCCUUCUCCUGAGGUGAAAAGAGGGAAAACUAAAUCUUGAAAAUCUUCUCUACACGUGGCUGAAUAAGAAAACGGCGCCUAAGACGAGCUCCUGAUACUUGUACUAGUCCUGGUUUGCUUCAGAAAAGUUAAAAAAAAUUGCACAGUUAUCUUUGUUAAGUAGAAGAAUCACUAAUGAGUGAAUUUACAUUUACAGUCACAAUGAAUUUUUAUUUGUACGUGUUUGCUGUAAAGACAUCUGUGUGUGACUGUGAAUGAAUGUCUACAUUUGACUUAUGAGUCCAAUCCUGACUGAACCAAAAUUGCUCCCGUUCUAUUACAAACACAAAGAUGGAAGACUUGUAGAGCUGGUAGAUUCCCAGCAAAAAAAAAUUAUUAAAUAAAUAAAAGUGCAAAAAGGCAAAGCAAGUCCAAAGCAGCCAAUCGCAUGUCAGCUCAUAAAGACUUGAUUCUUCUUUAUUUGAUUAUAGGUUGAACUAGUGAGAAGAUUUUCCUAAAAAAUAGACAGAACAUGGGUGACUAAAGCUGUUUUGUGGAAUUUUCUGCACUAUAUAAAGGCUUGGAUGGCUUACAAGCACACACAGGAACUGAUUUAUAGGAAAAACAAAAGGAGUGCACACGUGAUUGUGUUUCUUGCUAGAAAGAGGAGGCUAAAUAAAAAGUUUGGGGUGGUGACUCUCAUUUUAGAUGAAUGGUGUUCUCUGGGAGAUUUAAGGGGAAGAAAAACACAGUAAACGUAAGAUUCACACUGAUGUUUGGCUUUUCAGAUCAGUAAUUACCGACUUUACUCAAAAUGUUGCCCAAACCAAAUAAGUUAAGUGUUUAGUUUUUUGUGUGUUUAUGUAAUAUUUAUUAUGACUCAUUUGUU
Molecule: messenger RNA, 5666 nt
Organism: Pundamilia nyererei
Lineage: Eukaryota; Metazoa; Chordata; Actinopteri; Cichliformes; Cichlidae
Gene: plekhg5b
Product: pleckstrin homology domain containing, family G (with RhoGef domain) member 5b
Exons: 21
Coding region: 859-4377 (1172 amino acids)
Biological process (GO): Rho protein signal transduction; endothelial cell migration
Cellular component (GO): endocytic vesicle; axon; plasma membrane
Molecular function (GO): guanyl-nucleotide exchange factor activity
Source: RefSeq, a predicted model, not a curated record